AUGGGUGCUGCCUGGGAAGGGUCUCCUCUCGGGCUCCCUGUGGACCUCACCCCUGGCCGGAUACGCUGCAGCAAGCGAGAGGUGGUGCUGACGAGGGGAGCGGAGCGGCUGGCCACCCGGGAAGACGGAAGAAAGCUUUAUGACUUCUUCAGCUCCUUUGAGGGAAUUGGAGGCUUCCAAGACCACUUUGAGUGGUGGGCCAGAAAUCAGUUCUCUUCCCGUGGUGGGAAGCCCCUGUGGAUCGAUCCCCACGAUCCCGGCGUUCACCACAUCUUCAUCGACGACAACAUCCGGCUGGACGAUGCGGACACCAUUGUUCAUCCCCAGAGCCCCCUCGCCUCCGUUGAGGUCUACCACGUAGAUGAGGGCAAGUGGGAGAAGAAGGCGGCGCUGGCUCAGCCCUCCAUGGGCAUCUCGGCCGUGCAGAGAGACGGCGUCGUCUUCAGCCUGGGGGGGCUGCAGCAGCCGGGGCCCCACAACUUCUACUCCCGUCCCCACUUUGUCAACACCGUGGAAAUGUUCGACCCGGCGCAGGGUGCGUGGAGCAAGCCAAGCCGUGCUGUCCGGAUGAGGGAGAAGAGAGCCGACUUCGUGGCUGGCUGCCUGGGAGGAAGAGUGGUGGCUGUGGGUGGCCUUGUGCCCCCCAUGCCCCCCGGCCGCUGCUCCUGCUCCAGCUGCCCGGCGCCCAGCCUGCUCUUCGUCAUCGGCGGGGUGGCCCAGGGCCCCAGCAGCGCCGUCGAGGCUCUGUGCCUGCGCGAGAUGCCCUGA
Molecule: messenger RNA, 768 nt
Organism: Opisthocomus hoazin
Lineage: Eukaryota; Metazoa; Chordata; Aves; Opisthocomiformes; Opisthocomidae
Source: RefSeq, a predicted model, not a curated record